AUGGGUUGGUCGUGGCCGGAGAUCAAGCACAGGCUUCAGUGCCCCGUUGACGAAGACGCUCAAUAUGAGAAUACCACUUGGUGUAACCGUGAUCUAAUUCCCAUCCCACCAGCCCGCCGAACAUAUGGCGUUUGGUCUUACUUCGGGUACUGGACCGUGUCAGGGUCCUGUAUCUCCGCUUGGUCGACCGGAAGUACACUACUGGCAUUUGGACUAAGCCCGCAGCAGGCCAUUGGUGUUGUGGUGGUUGGGGGCAUUCUUGCUGGCCUCCUUGCAGUUGCCUGCGGGUGGAUGGGCGAAAACCACCACAUCGGGUUUACCGUGUCGAGCCGAUUUUCCUGGGGAAUGCGAGGAUCAUAUUUUCCGGUCAUUCUACGGUCCUUUGUCUCUUGCAUGUGGUUUGGCAUGCAGGCAUUCUGGGGCGGUCAAGCCACGAGAGUCAUGAUCGGUGCUAUCAUUCCUGGUUUCGCUCAUAUGCCAAAUUACUUUUCUGCCAGCUCACAUCUUCAAACCAAAGACUUUAUUGGGCUUCUGAUAUGGAUGGGUGCUUUUAUCCCUGGGCUGCUGAUCCGCCCUGAGAAACUACAAAUUCCAUUUGUGGUCUGUUUCACCUUUUUUUGUGGAUCGUGCUUUGGAUUAUUGAUAUGGGGGGUAUCUCAAGCCCACGGACCGGGAAGUAUGUUCCAUGAGCCUGCAAGCACACCAAACGUCGGAUGGGCUUUCAUGUUCGGUAUAACAGCCAUUCUCGGAUCCUGGGGAUCCGGCACCCUUGGUCAAUCAGAUUGGACUCGCUAUGCCAAUCGAAGAUUUGCCCCAACGCUAUCGCAGCUGAUUGCCUCUCCAAUAACCAUUGCAGUGACUGCUACGAUUGGUAUCAUUGUCACCAGUACUUCUCGCGAUAUCAUGGGUGGUGAUAUUGAAUGGAACCCAAUCUAUCUGUUGGCUGAUAUCCAGGACUUUUAUCAUUCGAGUCCCGGUGUGCGCGCAGCGGUGUUUUUUGCCAGUAUCGGCCUGGUGUUCUCGCAGUUCUCGAUCUCGGUUGUACUCAACUCAGUAUCCUGUGGUAUGGACAUGGCUGGUCUGUGGCCUAAAUACAUCAACAUCCGGCGAGGCGGAUACAUAAUGGCUUGUAUCGGCAUUGCAACUCAGCCAUGGCAACUAAUCUCAACAGCAAACAAGUUUCUGUCGGUACUGAGUGGAUUUGGUGUCUUCAUGGCCCCAGCAACGGGAAUUAUGCUGGCAGAUUAUCAUCUAGUCAGACGCUACAAGCUGAAGCUUGGGGACCUUUAUACUGGUGACAGCUCUUCUAUCUAUUGGUUCUCAGGCGGAGUAAAUUGGAGGGCAUUUGUUGCCUUUUUCGCGGGAAUGUGGUCACUUCUGCCUGGGAUGGUUGGCACCGUUAAUUCCUACUCCGGAGGUCAAUGGACAGGUUGGGUUCGUCUGUACAACUUGACGUUCUUAGUCGGACUUGCAAUGAGCUUCCUCAUUUUCUGGGUGCUGAACUAUCUCUUCCCUCCCACUGGAUUGGGGCAAGAGAGCCCCUUCAUGGAGGAGGAAGGGGUUAUAUAUGGGGUAGCUAAGACGAGUGGAGAGAACGACACUCUGUCCAGUGAUGAGGAGAAAAAGGUACCGAUCGCUAGUGUGGUUUAA
Molecule: messenger RNA, 1650 nt
Organism: Penicillium atrosanguineum
Lineage: Eukaryota; Fungi; Ascomycota; Eurotiomycetes; Eurotiales; Aspergillaceae
Product: nucleobase cation symporter-1 family protein
Exons: 11
Coding region: 1-1650 (549 amino acids)
Biological process (GO): nucleobase transport; transmembrane transport
Cellular component (GO): plasma membrane
Molecular function (GO): nucleobase transmembrane transporter activity
Source: RefSeq, a predicted model, not a curated record